This is a messenger RNA of Cladophialophora psammophila CBS 110553, 1755 nucleotides long. RefSeq lists its product as uncharacterized. The coding region runs from base 1 to 1755 and encodes 584 amino acids. Lineage: Eukaryota; Fungi; Ascomycota; Eurotiomycetes; Chaetothyriales; Herpotrichiellaceae. The record is from RefSeq and is a predicted model, not a curated record. The transcript is spliced from 2 exons.
AUGGAGCAGAGCCGGUGGAGUCUCGACACUGAUGAGAUGGAGAUGGCCUCGUGCCUUCCCUCGCGGCCAUCAACGCCGCAGACUGUCAAGGCUCUCCUUCGCUCCCCGGGGUCCCCCUUGAGGACUCUGGGGAAGAAGUUGAGCCUGACAGGCUUGUCUGUGCGGAGCCGAAGGACUUCGCCAGACAGAGGGGACAGCACGAGGCUGAAGAAGGAUCACGUGGGUGUUUCUUCGGGUCCGGUCCCCCCCCUCUACAACAGACGUAGAGGAGGGUCGUUUAGGCCCUUGUCAAUUGUGACUGGGACGCCGUUCGAAUUUGACGUGAAUCGGGCAAUGGAAAUUGUCCAAAAUCACUCAGAUUCCUCAUCACCGACCCGCGACCCUGUCAAGCAAACCAACCACCUUGACACCAUGAAGCCCCUACGAGAAGACGACGAAAAGACAAUCAAACCCGCUCGAUCUUUCAUCAUGGCACCUCCGAACCUCUCGCCUCAAGGUGACGCAUCUGCACGAGAAAGCGCCAACAACGGCCAGGCUCAAAAGCACAAGGAACAGAAAGUCGUUGUCGCAGAUUUCCCGCGUCUGAGAAGAAUCCCCGCGCCAGACAUUAGCCAACAUCCCGUGCUCCAGCCUGAUCCCUAUUCCUCCACAAGUGACGCGCCUCUCCUGUUCACUACCUCUAGAAAAGAAGAAAUCAAGCGAAUGGUGAAGGAGGCUAGACGACGAUUUGACGAAAAGGAGCGUGAAGCUGAGCGUCAAGAGGCCGAAGGCGAAAAGGCUGAAGAUGAAGCUCGAGUCAGAAACAAAAUCGAGCCCAACACAUUGCCAAAACCUGGGAACGCGUUUGCCAGAGACAACUACAACAAUGGCGGAAACCAAGAGAACCCAUUCGCCGUGAAGGCCAUCAGCACGGGACACACUACAAGUCCAAAUACAAGUCCAAACCCACCAGAGGCAUUUGCUUGUCGACCCAUCCGUCCUCGUCAAAUCUCUGACACUGCAAACACCAACAAUGUUGGGAACAACCAGGCAGCGUUCCAGAUUAGCGCCGAAAACGUACACACUGAUAUCUUCAAUGUCUUCAGUGAAGGCUCACCCGUGGCUGGCACACCUACAACAUGCAAGACUUCGGCCGACAGUGGCAAGUCGACCACCACACCACUCUCAGAGGGAUUGGAGCAGAAGAGGACUGGUUUACGCAAGGUCACUGAUUUGUUCAAGACAAAGUCUGAGAAGCCUCAGUCUGACUUUGCCUCGCCCAAGGGUUCUACUGACAUGCUUCACCGACCUGACCUUGAACGCUACUUGCGCACCACCACCAACAACCAUAGCUAUGACUAUGACGAGGGACAACCAUAUCCACGUCACCCAUACACAAGUCGAGCCUGGCACUCUCGCAACCUCAAAUGCACUACUUGCCUCGAUCACUGCUGCGCUGUCUGUGGUCGCGCCUGCUGUGCCUACAAAGCCGCAGCACUCGCCGUCAAGAUCCACAAGGACAAUCCGGAAUCCCUUAAGACUGCAGAAGAGAGACUCCUCCAGAUCGCCUUCCUAUUCCCAUAUGGCCAGGAGGCGCCUACUUUCCUUCAAUGCACUAAGGGUGGUUCGAUUGGCUGUGGCAAGAUGGUCUGUCCCGAUUGCUGUGGAGAAUGCCCCAACCCGAUCUGCAAGGACAUCCAGUGCCGAAAAUGCAAGAAGAAUCCAUGGGCCGAAUGUUUGUGGCAUGAUGAGGAUAUGAAUCGCCGCGCUCUAUGA